AAUACUUUUUCUCUCGUUUAAAAACCCAUGCAUAAUUCAGAAACUUCACGCAUAGUCACUGAAGCAAGAGAUCAUAUUGCUAAUGUCGUCGUAAACACGACUGUUGAUUCCAGGGACAGCGAACAUGGCGACCGCGAGUCGGUUGUGCGCGAAGAAAACUUGAACGAGGUGUUUCUGACGUCCACCUCUCAGUCCUCUGCCUCGGUUCAAGAUUUCCAAGCAGGCCGUCACUCGAGCCUGGCCAGCCCAUGGCAGGUGACGGAACAGAGCGAUUUUGACAAUUUCUCCAGUGAAUCUUACACCAGUACACACGAACUAUUUGCUGGUUUAGAUCAGGCAAGUCUUCUGCAGGCUGUUGUGUUCAUUGAAGAUGCUUACAAGUAUCGCUCUAUCAGUCAUAAGAUGGACCCCCGGGCCCUGCUUCUCUACAGAAAUUACAACUCAACAAGCAUUGUAAUAUUCCGGUUUGUUGUAAUAUUUGUGCUGCAUGUUCUUGUGAUAUUUGAACAUCCAUCAUCCCUGACAUUGACCUCUGACCUCCGGUUUCGAGGUGAGCGAGUAAUUGUGCCAUGCUGGCUCACAGAAGGAACAGAGUUCUUGUGUCUUCUUCUGCUAGUAGCAGAUACAGCAAUCCGGGGCUAUUUAAUGGGGAGGUUCUACUUCCUGCGACACAAGUGGCUUGUUGCCAGUGCUAUCAUUCUGUUCAUCUCCCUCACUGAUUGGUCGGUUUCAGUGGCUCUCGGUUGUUAUGAGUACAUUAGAUUCCGGAGAAUGCUGCGUCCGUUUUUCGUUCUGUCCAACUCGACGUUGAUGAAGAAAACUGUGAACUGUUUGAGAAGAACUCUGCCAGAAGUUGCAAGUGUUCUGUUGCUGCUGGCUCUCCACUUGUUUAUUUUCACUCUCUUUGGCAUGCUCCUGUUUCCUCAGAUACGGACAUCAUCGAAUAGCACAACGACUGGUAAUAAUUCUGUACUGAACACGUUCACCACCACACCAAUUCCACUGAGUAACAACACACCAGCAAUCAGUGUUGACAAGGAAGCAUCGCAAUAUUUUGGAACUUUGUUGGAUUCAUUCAUGAAUCUUCUUGUGCUACUCACAACAGCUAACAACCCAGAUGUUACCAUGCCUGCGUAUCAGACAAACAGAUUUUUUGCUUUGUUUUUCAUCAUUUUCCUCAUUGUUGGAUUGUACUGCCUCAUGAACAUGUUGACUGCCGUCAUUUACAACCAGUUCCGAGGCUACUUCCUGGCCUCUAUGCAGGCGAGUCUCUUCAGGAGGCGGCUUGGAGUCCGAGCAGCAUACGAAGUUCUCAGCAAGCGCAAACUGGAGUUCCACACCUCGAAACUCGGCAGUGUCAGAGUGGGUGUGGCUAGUCCUGUGAUAAAGUUAGUGGUAAAAAAAGCCAAACUCUCGCCAGUGGUGAGUCGAGCACUAAACACAGCAAUAGAUGAGCACCCUGAUGCUGUGUAUUCCUCCUCAGAGUUUCAGAAGAUAUUUGGCGAGCUCGACAAGGAAGUGGAACACAAAGAGCGACCUGUGGUAAGAUGGUUUGAAAACCCGCGUCUUCGAAUGGCUCAACGUGUGUUCCUACACCGGUAUUUCUCCUAUCUCGGGAGUGUGGUGGCAUUAGUCAAUGUGCUAGCUAUAUCGUUUGAGUUGGCUACCCAGUAUGACAGUUCAGUUGGCUCGAGCCAUUCCAUAUUAAGGAUUUUGAACUUUGGUUUUGUGCUGUACUACGUGCUGGAGCAGAUUGUCAAGCUGUGGGCAGCAGGCUGGCGGCGCUACGUCCACGAGAAGAGCAACAUCUUCGACGGCAUCAUCACGCUCGCUCUCGCCAUAGGAGAAAUAGUUUCCACAGCGAAGUAUCGUAUUCCUUACUCCCCUAAGAACAACGUUGAUGACAGUUUGGUUUUGUUGAACAUCAUAAAAUUUGUCAACAUUUUUAUCAUUGUCCGACUGUUGAGAAUUAUUCCUCAUAUUAAGGCAAUGUCUGUUGUGGCCAGUACGUUAAUAGAUCUGGUGAAAAAUCUGAAGGCGUUUGCUGGAAUUCUUCUAGUGAACUAUUACAUGUUCGCCAUCCUCGGAAUGGAGUUGUUCCAUGAUGUGAUCAAGUUUGAAAACGCCAGUAUAGCCAACAGCUCCAGCCCUUUGUUCCAGUGUGGGACAUAUCAACAACUUGGCUACUGGGCUAACAACUUUGAUGAUUUUGCUGCUGCGGUUGUGGUGUUGUGGGACAUCAUGGUUGUUAAUAACUGGAUGGUUUUUCUUGAAGCGUUCAGGAAAGUGACAACUGCGUGGUCAUAUCUGUAUUUCAUCGGAUGGUGGCUGUUGUCAGUUGUUAUUGUACUUAAUCUCUUCACAGCACUUAUUCUCGAGAAUUUUAUAAUGAAGUGGGACAAGAGUCUUCACAGCAUGGGAAGGGAGAGAACUCAGUCUGGGAGUCGGUUUGAGGAGUCUACACAUCUGAUGUCUGUUCACUCAAUGUUUAGAGAGCAGCUGCAGGAGCCUGCCGACAAUGAGCUGCUGGUUGAACUGUCACAACACAAGUACCUCGAGCUCAACAGAUGACGGUGGCACCACCUUGGGACGCGGCCAGCACGGGAUGCACCGACCAGCCAGUCCGAGGGUCCGUCAAACAGUCAGACGCAAAAUCUCAUCGAGGCAUCCUCACCAUCGAAAUAUCAAGCUAUAAAUCAACCAAUCUAAAGAAAAAAUCAGUUUGGUUGUUACACAACAGUUGUUUUUGAACCAAAAUUUGAAUCAUGUAGUGUGAUGUUGAAUUGUGAUAACAGCAGUGAGAUUCGUGCAUCAUGAUGUUUACACUGAAAUAUGAUAACAUGAGAUUAAAACAUUCUGACAUUGAAUUCCAACAACAUAGCAGUGAGAUUUGUGAAUCCACAUUUCACACUGAAAUAUAACGAGAUGAAACCAUUAUCCAACCAUGUAACCAGUCUGACAUUGAAUUCUAAGAACAUGAUAACCAGACAUUGUAACAAUGAAUUAUGGUAACAGCAUCCAGACACUAGGGUAUUUCCGCAGUGACUCACAUUACAGUUUUGCUCAAUUUAUACACUAGAGUUUGCCACAUAGGCUGACUACAAUCAUUAGAGAUGAUUGGUAUAUAGCAAUAUACAAUGUAUAUUCAGAGGGUAAAUAAUAUGUAUUAUUAUCCACAUAGUUGAAGAUAUUCAGGGAGAUAUGACCAGUAUGACCCACGUGUGUCAUAAUGAUUUCACAUGCACAACGAAUGAUGUAAUUUUGUGAAGCGACGUCAUAACUUAAUGCGGCUUCCCCAGUGUAAACACUUAACAAAAUGACGUCGUUUCAUCGUCUCGUUUUAGUUACGUUUGAAACAUUUUGAAAUGGUUGUAGCUCGUUAUUCACGAAAAUAAUAUUUUGGAUAAUGUGGAUAAUAAAGAAAUUCUUACACUCGCGUGUGAAUUGUACUGAUUUUAUGAAACUCUUGUCAGGAUUCCUGUAUUACCCAAGUGAGAGCGAGGAUACUACAUUAAUCCUGACACUUGUUAGUAAAAUCAGUACACCCUACCUGUCUUAAUACUCAAGUUCGUUGGCAGUCGGAAACCCUCAUAUCUUAGAUUUGACUGGUUUUCUUAAAGGGACAUACCCUAGUUUUCAAACACUAAGGCAUAUUUUUUACUAUUAGAGUCGUUUUUGAUAACUGAAAUCAUACUUUACUUACAUUUUAUUGUUUAGAUUAUC
Gigantopelta aegis is the source of this 3723-nucleotide messenger RNA. Its product is annotated as two pore calcium channel protein 2-like. The transcript is spliced from 26 exons. Gene Ontology annotation, molecular function: voltage-gated channel activity; monoatomic ion channel activity. NCBI's taxonomy places the organism in Eukaryota, Metazoa, Mollusca, Gastropoda, Neomphalida, Peltospiridae. Gene Ontology annotation, cellular component: lysosomal membrane. The record is from RefSeq and is a predicted model, not a curated record. Gene Ontology annotation, biological process: transmembrane transport; monoatomic ion transport. The coding region runs from base 28 to 2571 and encodes 847 amino acids.